UUUUUAUGACAGUUAUUACAAUACAAACAAAUUAAUUAUGUUUUGAAUUAAUUAUUUAAUUAACAUUUUGUUCGUAAGUUAUUAUUAGAGCAUCUUUUACACGAUUCAUUUCAACCUUAAUUAAUUAAACUAGAAAUUUGGUUAAAUUUUUAUUAAAUAAAUUAAGUUGUUACACCUUACUUGAACAUUUUGACAUUGACGUUUUUUAUAAAUGUCAAAAAGUGGUGAUCAAGAUUAUAACAAAACGUUAUUUUAACUAAACGUUUAAGUUAACAACAUGGGUAUUUUAGAGAAAAUAUCGGAAAUUGAGCGAGAAAUAUCCCGGACACAAAAAAAUAAAGCUACCGAGUACCAUUUGGGUUUAUUAAAAGCAAAACUAGCUAAAUAUCGGUCCCAAUUACUAGAACCAUCCAAGAAAAGCGAGAAAGGUGAAGGAUUCGACGUUUUAAAAAGUGGAGAUGCUCGAGUUGCUUUAAUUGGAUUCCCUUCAGUUGGAAAAUCCACCUUAUUAUCAACAUUAACAAAAACGGAAAGUGAAGCUGCCUCGUACGAAUUCACAACUUUAACCUGUAUUCCUGGAGUUAUCGACUACAAUGGGGCUAAUAUUCAACUUUUAGACUUACCAGGGAUUAUAGAAGGGGCUGCUCAAGGUAAAGGUAGAGGAAGACAAGUAAUUGCAGUAGCUAGAACUGCCGAUUUAGUCCUAAUGAUGUUGGAUGCUACAAAAAAGGACGUUCAUCGCGAUUUGUUGGAAAGAGAAUUAGAAAGUGUUGGGAUUCGAUUAAACAAAGCAAAACCAAACAUUUAUUUUAAAAUUAAAAAGGGUGGCGGGAUUUCGUUCAAUUCGACUUGUCCCUUAACGAAAAUUGAUGAAAAAUUAGUUCAGUUAAUUCUUCAUGAAUAUAAAAUUUUUAAUGCUGAAGUUUUAUUUCGUGAAGAUUGUAAUGCUGACGAAUUAAUUGACGUGAUUUGCGCAAAUAGGGUUUAUUUGCCUUGUCUUUAUGUUUAUAACAAAAUAGAUCAAAUUUCUAUCGAAGAAGUGGAUAGAAUUGCGCGCCAACCUCACAGUGUAGUUGUAAGUUGCAACAUGAAACUAAAUCUGGAUUUUUUGUUGGAAAUAUUAUGGGAAUAUUUACAAUUAAUUCGGGUUUAUACAAAAAAACCGGGUCAACCCCCAGAUUUUGCUGAUGGUUUAAUUCUAAGAAAAGGAGUUAGUGUUGAACAUGUUUGUCAUGGUAUUCAUCGCACUUUAGCGCAAGCGUUUAAGUAUGCUUUGGUUUGGGGUACUAGUACCAAAUAUUCACCGCAACGCGUUGGGGCGAACCAUAUCAUGCAUGAUGAAGAUGUUAUACAGAUUGUUAAGAAAUAAUUUGUUUAUUACUCGAUUUAAUUGUAAAAUUGUAAUGCAAUAUUGAAAAGAAAAACGA
This is a messenger RNA of Onthophagus taurus, 1427 nucleotides long. The record is from RefSeq and is a predicted model, not a curated record. NCBI's taxonomy places the organism in Eukaryota, Metazoa, Arthropoda, Insecta, Coleoptera, Scarabaeidae.